This is a messenger RNA of Melanotaenia boesemani (Boeseman's rainbowfish), 1384 nucleotides long. RefSeq names its product leucine-rich repeat-containing protein 3-like. Gene Ontology annotation, cellular component: plasma membrane. Gene Ontology annotation, molecular function: protein binding. Bases 284 to 1147 code for a protein of 287 amino acids. NCBI's taxonomy places the organism in Eukaryota, Metazoa, Chordata, Actinopteri, Atheriniformes, Melanotaeniidae. The transcript has 2 exons. The record is from RefSeq and is a predicted model, not a curated record.
UCCUUUAACUGCCUGCACCAGUGACACAGUCAGCGAUGGAGCCGUCUGCAGGUGACAAAACGCGAAGCGCAGCUGCUUCUCUUUACACGGCAUUAAAUCUACCCUGAAGAAGAAAAUUGUCCAGUUUGGGCCAAAGUCAAGAAAAAACUACAAACGGAGUAUAAAAACCUUUACUUCGCUAUAAGGAUUUAAACUUGUUAGAAAACAAUUUUAUAGGUUCUUCUGGUGCAACUGUAUGAGUCUAAUUGGGACCUGAUGUUCGUCAGGGGGCUAUGGUGAGGCAAUGUGCACAGGUUGGUGUCAGGAGAGAUGUGCCACCAUCAGUGGAGAAAAAGAAAAGGGAAGAGGUAAAGGACAGGAUCUUUACUCAUGGCUGUAUGUGUCACUCUUGUUCUCCACUCUAUGGGGUCAAGCCACUCCUCAGUGCCCAGACGGCUGCCAUUGUGCCUGGGACACGGCCACUGUGCUGUGCUCAGAUGCAGGGCUGCGGGAGAUCCCAGAGGGGAUCCCUCCAGAGACUGUUUCCCUCCACCUUGAACGCAACUACAUCCGGAGCAUCCCUGAGAGUACCUUCAGCCACCUGGUUCACCUCCGGGACCUGUAUCUGUCCCACAACCGCAUCGACUCACUUGCCACGGGGGCACUGCGGCAUCUGGGACCUGAGCUGCGCCUGCUAGACCUUUCAUAUAACCAGCUGAGGCAGGCCAGCAGGGAGGAGUUUGGAUCCACUCGUGCAAAGACUCGCCUCUAUCACAAUCCCUGGCACUGUGAUUGCGCCCUCCAGGAGCUGAUGGAGACACUGAACCUGGAGCCUGAGACGGUGAACGGGAUCAUCUGUGAGAGUUCUGUGCGUGGGGUGGGCGAGGGGAGCAGGUGGGAGGACCCAGGGUCACAUGGUGAGCACACAGGUCAGCCACUAGUCAAACUGUUGGAUUCUGGGGUAAAUUUCUGCAGCUUGCAGAGAAAGACCACUGAUGUAGCCAUGCUAGUGACCAUGUUUGUGUGGUUCUUUAUGGUCAUUGUCUAUGUUGUGUACUAUGUUAGGCAGAACCAAGCUGAGGCCCGCAGACAUUUGGAGUAUCUGAAGAGCUUACCAAGCCCACGCAAGACUCCCAUUGAGACAGAUACCCUGAGCACUGGUUUCUGAACUCAGCUCUCAUUUAAAUGGAAUAAUGAAAUGCCAUCCUAAUGGAAAGUAACUGUGUUGUGACGAGUUACUAGAGGUGGAGGAUUCAGACAUGGAGGAAAAUAACCCUUUACAGCUGUUUGAUUACUACAUUUCUUUACACUGGUUUUUCUAAAACACUUUUUUAUCUAAAUUUUCUCAGUUUUAAUGAACAGUAUAAGGUACUUGUCAUACUAUCUUGACUGAGAGAGAGAGAAA